This is a messenger RNA of Pipistrellus kuhlii (Kuhl's pipistrelle), 1092 nucleotides long. Its product is annotated as zinc finger protein 547-like. Bases 300 to 605 code for a protein of 101 amino acids. The transcript is spliced from 4 exons. NCBI's taxonomy places the organism in Eukaryota, Metazoa, Chordata, Mammalia, Chiroptera, Vespertilionidae. The record is from RefSeq and is a predicted model, not a curated record. Gene Ontology annotation, biological process: regulation of DNA-templated transcription.
UCUGUUUGUCCGCUUACGUAGGGCGGGACCGGUAGUCCUCCCGAGGAGAGGUUCUGUUCUCAGCUUUUUGUCUGAGGCGGCCUGGUUUCCCCUGUCACAGCGUCCUGUGGAGAAGGUGGAGAGUGGUGUUCCCCGCUGCACAGCCUGUGGUCGGAGACUCCCGUGGUGCUCACCGCUCACACGUGGGGUUGGAGCUCGGAGUCACCGCCCGGACCCCCGCCAGGGCGGGGACAGGCCCCGCCAUUCCUGCCGCGGCUGCCGCUCCCGCCGCCCCUGCCCCGCGCGGCCCACAGAGCGCGAUGGCGGCGCCCGCGCUGAGGGGCUUCGCUGAGGUUGGCAUGACCUUUGAGGACAUUGCCCUGUACUUCUCCAGGGAGGAAUGGAGCCUCCUUGAUGAGGAUCAGAGACAGCUGUACCUGAAUGUGAUGCUGGAGAACUUUGAACUUGUAUCCUCGCUGGGUUGCUGCUGUGGAGCAGAGAAUGUGGAGGCAUCAACUGAAGAGAACAAUUCUGUAAGAGUGUCACAGGCAAGGAAUCCCAAGGGGAUGCUAAGAUAUUUGAAGGGAAUAUCCUGUCCAGUUCUUAAAGAGGGCCAUUUGCCAUAAUGCCUUCAUUUCCAUGGGUGAUGGGCACUGGUUGGAGGACCAUUGCAGUGAGGAGAAACCCUUUCACUGCAGAAACAUGGACCUAAUUGAUGUUUGCCCAGACUGCAGCCUAUUAGAUGGAAUUGUCAUCAUCUAAACCUGCACCCAGAAAUGAUUUUGAGGAAAACACUAUAGGAGCGGUGAGUACACAGAUCUGAGGAAUCCCCCACCAUGUUUAUAUUCUGUGCAGCAGUUAUUGUCAUUGAUUAUAAUCAAGUGGUUUUGUGGGUUCUUCUGGCUUCUCAGAUGUUCCCAUCAGAGCCAUUGGUGCUCUGGCAGCAAAACUAAGAGGAAAAGAAAGAGUGUCUUUAGGCCGGUAAUGUGGCUUUUGUGACCCAGUAAGCAUCCCAGUGGGUUUGGGUGAAAGUUCUUCAUUGUUUGUUACACUUUCUGUGGCUGAGAUGAGACUUGCUCAGAGGGCAUAAGUAUGUGAAUUGAAUAUAAAGUU